Messenger RNA from Rhea pennata, 1320 nucleotides. It is a transcript of the gene LAMP3, whose product is annotated as lysosomal associated membrane protein 3. Gene Ontology annotation, biological process: establishment of protein localization to organelle. NCBI's taxonomy places the organism in Eukaryota, Metazoa, Chordata, Aves, Rheiformes, Rheidae. The record is from RefSeq and is a predicted model, not a curated record. The transcript has 6 exons. Gene Ontology annotation, cellular component: late endosome membrane; plasma membrane; lysosomal membrane. Bases 1 to 1320 code for a protein of 439 amino acids.
AUGGGCAGAAGCGCAGGGCAGUACGUCUUGCUAACCUUCGCCUGUGCAUUUUCCUCUUGCUGGGCUGAAGUGACACAGGGGGUCGAGAUGUCUCCACAAACCACAUCCUUCCACUAUACAGCUACUUCUGCUCAGCCACCUUCCCUCUAUCAUUCUUCAUCCCACAGAGGCACCACAUUUCAUUUUAACAGCACAAGCUCUCUUAUAACGACACCCAUAAGCCAUAGAACAACUGUGCAAACAACAGGCCAGUCUCUGGUUACAGCACCAACCCCUCACACAACAGCCCAGGCAGCAGGAACCACCACACAAGCGACCAGCCACACAGCUCUAACAGUAUUAACCACAACAGCAGCAGAGACCACAGUGGCAACUGGUCACUCUACAACCAGUGCAAGAGAAACAGGUACACCUGCAGUGAAGAACACAACCAUACACUUUACAUCCCCAACCAGCCAAACCACAAGAACUGUGAGAGUAGCAACUACAAGAGCAGCUACAAACACAACUGGAAAGCCUACACUGCCAAAGAACCAAACGACAACCACUGCCAUAACUACUACAGCCACCACCAAGACUACGGUAAAGCCCACCACAAGGUCAGCUAAUCAAACAACAACAACUAAAACUCCAACAACCACAGCCAUGACCAACAUAACUGUUCAUCCAGGAAAUCAAACAACCAUCCCAUCUACUACAACAAUGGUGAGACCCACUCUCUCACCCCAGCCUUCUCCCACCCCCACUGGCACAUACACUGUUCGCAACGGAAGCAUGACCUGCAUCAAAGCAGCAAUGGGUUUGCAACUGAUGGCUCAAAAUACCAAGAAGAAGCAGAUGGAGUACAUGAAUAUCAAUCCCAACAUGACACAAACAUCUGGAAGCUGUGGGAUGCUGCAGUCUGCUCUGAACAUAACUUUCAAUGGAGGGUUUAUAAACUUUGUCUUUGUAAAGAGAGUGCGACUAUACUAUGUCAGUACAAUUGAGACCAGUUUACAGUUGUCUUCUGAAGGUAUGCUCUACUACACAGCCAUACACGAGCAGCUGUUUACAACUAAGCUGGGGAAUUCCUUUAAAUGCGUCAGCAAGCAAGUCUUCGGCUUGCAGAAGAACUUCCAGCUACUCAUUGUUAAUAUGCAGCUGCAGGCCUUCGAUAUUGUUGGUAACCAGUUUGGGAAAGAGGAAGAAUGUUUUCUUGAUAGAAACAGCAAAGCAGUUCCCAUUGCAGUAGGCUUGAGUAUCUUGGGAUUAUUUGUCAUUGUGCUCGUCACAUUUGUGAUUUCCAGAAGAAAGCCGCAUAGAGGAUAUGAACGCAUCUGA